Molecule: messenger RNA, 2922 nt
Organism: Malaclemys terrapin pileata
Lineage: Eukaryota; Metazoa; Chordata; Testudines; Emydidae
Gene: PTGES
Product: prostaglandin E synthase
Exons: 4
Coding region: 112-552 (146 amino acids)
Biological process (GO): prostaglandin biosynthetic process
Cellular component (GO): membrane
Molecular function (GO): prostaglandin-E synthase activity
Source: RefSeq, a predicted model, not a curated record
AGGACUGGACCUGGAGGGCCCCUGUGGAAGAGGGCGACGCCAGGGGACUCAGAUUGCUAGUGGCUGCAGCCUGCUUAAGGCAACACAAAUCCUCUCCCGCCUUUCUGGAAAAUGAUGGAAAAUGAAGUGUUUGCAUCGUUUACUUUCUACAGCACGAUCUUGAUUAUAAAAAUGUAUGUUCUGGCCAUCAUUACAGGACAAGUGCGGCUCAGAAAGAAGGCUUUCGCCAAUCCAGAGGACGCCCUGAGGAACGGAGGGCUGCAGUACUAUCGAGAGGACCCAGAUGUGGAGCGAUGCCGCAGGGCCCAUCGCAAUGACAUGGAGAACAUUUUCCCCUUCCUCUUCCUUGGGGCCAUCUACUCCCUGCUGGACCCCAAUCCCACCGUGGCAAGGAUCCACUUCCUGAUCUUCUGCGUGGGGCGGAUAGUUCACACCGUGGCAUACCUCCUGCAGCUGAAAGCUCCCACACGCUCGGUGGCCUACAGCGUGGCACAGCUGCCCUGCUUCUCCAUGGCGCUGCAGAUUCUCUUCACGGUCAUCACACACUGGUAACGUUAAAGAUAACCCGCCGCCGCUGGUGCUGCAACGUGGAUUAGAAAGACCCGCCUUUGCUGCUUUCCCAAGAGAAGGACUCAUUCUGCUGUGGCUUCAGAGUCGGCAUCUCCCAGCUGGGUGGAGCUCAGGGCUCUGGGAAAUCCCCUCUGGGUGUGUGCAAGGCCCUGUUUCCAGGAGCAGGCUGCAGAGGUGGAAGGAUGUGCUCCUUGCAGCUGGGUGCUCGUGCAUUAAGCGCUCAGUAAUGCCACAGCAUUAGUACCACAGCAGUAGCAUUGUGGUGUCUUCCAGUCUUCUCGCUGGUGACCUGGGGGGAGGGAAUGAUGCCACGUUAAGAGCACAACUAAACCAGGAAGUGGUGAAGACUCUCUAAGCAGCCUGGCCCCAUCGCUCUGAGGAGAGAAAAGCGGGAGACCCUUGGUCCCCCUAACUCACUUUGAUGGGAGUGUGUACGGUGACCAGAGAGGAUGUCCCAUCUCCUCUCUUCAGCAAGAAUACCUGGCGAUGUAGCGAAAAAGCUAAAGUAGGAACACACUGAGUCUUUGUAUAAAACAAACCACUGCCCCCAAAAUCUCAUUUUUACUCUUUGAUUAGAGAGUCCUGACUCUUCUUUUGUUCGUUUGUUGUUGGUUUUUAACCUCCUACACAGGAAGGAAACAAGUUGGUGGUGCAGCAUCUGAUACUGCCGGGCACAUCUCUGCUGGGAAACAGAACCCAAAGAGUUAAAUCUUUCAGAGGGUGGCAGGAAAAACACAGAGGGAAACAGAACUAGUGCAGGUCCCCUUCCAAACCCAAAUUACAUCAUCAGUCCAAAGAGGCAGCUCCCCUCUGGGCCCCGGAGGUCAAGAUUUCACUUGACUGUCAACUCCAGAGCAGACAGCUCCAUUUGCUUAUGGAGUGAGAAGCGGGAGUUGGCUCCAGGCACAUCAGGCCAUCUCCAGACUCCAUCUUGGAAAGAGCAUUGAGCUCAAAAGAAGGUCGGGGUGCUCAGCACAGAUCUGGGCCUUUUCCAUUUCCUACAGGUACCUACAGGGGCGGCCCUAUGUUUUUUGCCGCCCCAAGCAUGGCAGUCAGGUGGCCUUCGGCAGCGUGCCUAUGGGCGGUCCGCAGUCACGCGGCUUCAGCGGCGUUUCUGCAGGUGAUCUGCCGGUCCCACGGCUUCGACGUAUCUGCUGCCAUAUUGCCGCCGAAACUGCGGGACCACCGGACCUCCCCCAGGCACGCCACUGAAGGCUGCCUGACUGCCGCCCUCACAGCGACCGGCAGGCCACCCCCCAUGGCUUGCCACCCCCCACGGCUUGCCGCCCCAGGCGCGCGCUUGCUGCGCAGGUACCUGGAGCAUCCCCUGGGUACCUAGAUGUUCUGUCAUUUCUACAUAGCUUCAUAUGAGAUGUAGUGCUGAAUGGAAAAACCACAAACCUAUGUAUGUUACACUGUUCCCCUCUUUUGCUUCCUUGGAGUUAUGAAGUAUAUAUUCAUAGUAAAAUGAAUACUAUGUAUUCCUCUUCUCUACCAUUCCUUAUGCCUCUGUGUAUACAUCUGUGAGCCAGGCAGAAUACCACCUCAUGCCUCUGUUUGGAGGCAAAGUCCUUUGACGUGCUUGGAUAAAAAGGGCUAUUAAAGCAUAUAACACAUGGAGGCAGAAGCAGUGCUUGUCUGGGUGAUCUCUUGGCCCCUCCUAACUUCUCCCUGGUACAAGGUUGCCUUCUUAAAGGAGCGCUCUUCCCACCAUGCCUUGCUGGAGCUGUCCCUUUAAAUUUGGCAGAGCCAUGGCACUGCAGCCCUAAAGCAGCCAUGUUUGGUGAGUGGCUGCAUCUCCUGCCUUCCUUCCUGGCUGGUGAGUCUCUCUCCUGUUCAGUUUUCUCUUGCUCGUGAGGAUGGGCCAUUCUCGCCAAGUGCAUGAUGAUGUUACCCUAGGAAAUAAUGUUAGUCCUCUUCCCGCUCACCUCCUAUGACAACCAAGGAGUUAAUUACAUGGCCAGGAAGGGCAAAUUGGAGCAGGAGCUGGAACCCUGGUAGGCCAGAGAAGUUCAGGUAGGGGAUGAUUGCUCUCCCUUGCUGCAUUGGGAGCUUGGGGUGGGGGUGGCAACAGACCUCCUUGAUUCAGUCUGAAUUUUGUGGUUAGGAGUUUUCCCUCCUUGUAAGUGAAGAUGAGCUAAAGUAUUUAUUCCACCCCCUUUUUUUUAGAAAGAGGGGGAGCUGGUGCGGUUCUAAAUCAUUCUGGGUUUUGCCCUAUUUCAGGGCCCAUUUAUCUGACUCCUGUUCUCUUCAACCCUGCCUCUGCCUUCAAAGUGUGUGUGUGUGUGAGGGGAAGAGCUGGGUAAAAUGGGACCUUGACCUGACCCAUUGUUGCUGUUUGGGGGGGGGGGG